AUUCCCCUCCACCAAUUAUCCACCAAACCAAAAAAAAAAAAUUAUCCACCAAACCAAAUCGCUCCUCUUCACAGCUUUCUAUCUCACAGUUUUUUUUUUUUUUUUAAAGGAAUCUACUUAUUCAUCUUGUUUCUGAAAAGAUUUGGAAUUCAGAGAGCUUAUUCACUGCCUGCCUGAGGCUCAUUCUUGUGGAGUUUAGAUUGUUAACUGGAGUUUUUUUGGUGUAUUUUGCUGGUAACUACACUGGGAUUUGAUGUUUUGUUGUUAAGCGGCACAUUAAAAAGCAUAAACUUAGAGCAUGGACUGAUUUUCUCGAGUAUUUGUUCAAACAAAGGCAUUGGCUUUGCUGAGUAAGAAGGCAGGUUCUAUGGUGGAGCACAACUUAAAGUUUUCAGGGGAAUAUUGGCUGAGAGCUUCAAUGGCAGAGCCCACACCAGUGUCAACUCUAGCCUCUCAAAUAUGCAAUCAGAUUAGCUCUGUUUUCAACCAACCCAUCUCUGGACCCACCGCCCUGGAUGUGAUUGUGGAAGAAGUGGCGGCAACAGCCAAGGGCAACGGCCAAAUCUUCGUUUACGGUGUAGGACGAGAAGGUUUAAUGCUGAAGGCUUUGUGCAUGAGGCUCUUCCAUCUGGGUCUCUCCGCCCACUGCGUCUUCGACAUGACCACCCCGCCAAUCGCUUCUCCUGACCUCUUGAUUGCUUCGGCCGGACCGGGGGGUUUCUCCACCGUCGAUGCAAUUUGCGAGGUAGCAAGAUCCAACGGGGCAAGAGUAGUGUUGCUGACCGCUCAGCCUGAGUCAAAAUCUUCUUGUGUGAAGCAUGCGAGCGUGGUUGCUCAUAUCCCUGCUCAGACUAUGGCGGAUGAUCAGGUUGCUGCUGAUCCCAAAUCUAAGCCAUUGCUUCCGAUGGGAAGCCUGUAUGAAGGGGCCAUGUUUGUGCUAUUUGAGAUGGUAGUCUUCAAACUGGCUGAGGUUUUGGGUCAGAGUUCAGAGGUCAUUCGUGCUCGCCAUACUAAUCUUGAGUAGAAUGGCUGAGUUCUAAAACUUAAUUGCCAGGACACUUGGGAUUGACCCAAUCAUGUUAAUCACUCUGGCUUUGCAAGAAAAUCAGUCUUGAACUUCUGUUUUAGUCAUAUGUAUGUAUGAAAUACAUUAGCAUUUUCUUUGUGGGAUUUCAUGUAUUGACUCCGAUGCAAUAAAAUACAAAAUGCUGAAUUUCCUAUUCCAAA
Messenger RNA from Coffea arabica (coffee), 1227 nucleotides. RefSeq lists its product as uncharacterized. Lineage: Eukaryota; Viridiplantae; Streptophyta; Magnoliopsida; Gentianales; Rubiaceae. Gene Ontology annotation, biological process: carbohydrate derivative metabolic process. Gene Ontology annotation, molecular function: isomerase activity; carbohydrate derivative binding. The record is from RefSeq and is a predicted model, not a curated record.